Penicillium taxi is the source of this 1290-nucleotide messenger RNA. RefSeq lists its product as uncharacterized. Gene Ontology annotation, molecular function: DNA-binding transcription activator activity, RNA polymerase II-specific; zinc ion binding. Gene Ontology annotation, biological process: regulation of transcription by RNA polymerase II. Bases 1 to 1290 code for a protein of 429 amino acids. The transcript has 4 exons. The record is from RefSeq and is a predicted model, not a curated record. NCBI's taxonomy places the organism in Eukaryota, Fungi, Ascomycota, Eurotiomycetes, Eurotiales, Aspergillaceae.
AUGUAUCCAUCCCCUGCAGAAUCGGCGUCGCAGAGCGUCAGAUCGACUUCGAGGGAGUCACCUUCUGCUCCAAACAUGUAUACAGACCGCAAACCCUCAUCCGCUACUAGUGGGAACUCGACCCCAAUGCCUCUGCGUCGCAGUCACACCAAGUCCCGCAAGGGCUGCCAAGAGUGUAAAAGGAGACAUGUCAAGUGCGAUGAAGAACUUCCCAAAUGUACACUAUGCAAAAAGCGCAGGCUAGAAUGCAUAUAUCCUCAAACUCCAGUGGAUGCAGACAGUCCAAAUGGCUCAAGUAUUGCUGAGAGUGGACCCCGAAGUCCGCCAACCGAAAUACCCUGGUCAGCUCGAAUGCUGGAAAUGCGCCUCAUGCAACACUACUUGACUUCGACAUAUCUCACCUUGGCCCAAGACGGCCACUCCCCAUAUCAUCUUUCUGUUAGCAUUCCACAAGCAGCGACCUCCCUUCCUUAUUUACUAGACAGCAUCCUCGCAUUUUCAGCACUGCAUUUAGCCUACGUCGAACCUGACAACCGGUCCUCAUGGAUAGAUGCCGCUAUGAAAUAUCAGAGCAAAGCCUGCUCGGGGCUAUAUCAAGCUCUACCGGAGCUCAAGAAACCACAAAUUGAGACAGCCUUUGUUUCAUCUGUAUUCAUCAUGCUUUUUGCAACUGGAUUCCCUGUGAUCUCGUUUGACGGUCCCAUCUCAGAUCCAAUUCAAAAGGUGAUCGAGUUCCGCAUCUUGAUUUCUGGCUCCGCCGUGCUCUUCAGGCGAAUGAGAGAGCUUGGAUUUCAAGGAGAGCUUAAGGGCUGGCUCUGCGCGCCCGGCGCAGAGGAAAGACUGGACGGCAUAGAAAUAAACAGUGGCCUAGUAGAUGGAACCGCUAAAAAGUUAUUUGAACUACAUGACGAUUUAUUACAACAACUCAACAACCUAAACGCAAUGAUCGAUAUGAACCCACGACCGAACUCACCGCUUUACAAAACAACUUUGCAACUGCUCCGUCACGGAAUAGAGCCGUGGCCCAAAAUCGGUGUUCAGGGCGGAAUCAUUGCAUGGCCGCUGUUCAUCACCGAAGAAUACAUAACAAUACUUCAACAAGGUGAUUGGUUCGCCCGCAUUUUGUUUCUAUAUUACUGUGUGGGAAUGCGACUUAUGUGCAAUCGUUGGUAUGUUCGUGAUUGGAGCCGUCGACUGGUCCUUGGGAUGUUUGAAUCACAGGGUCAGGUUCCACCUAUGUGGAUAGAAACUAUUCGCUGGAUGAAACAGGCUGUUCAAAUUGAUGAAUAG